Oncorhynchus keta (chum salmon) is the source of this 4135-nucleotide messenger RNA. RefSeq names its product cytokine receptor common subunit gamma-like. The record is from RefSeq and is a predicted model, not a curated record. Gene Ontology annotation, molecular function: cytokine receptor activity; protein binding. Gene Ontology annotation, cellular component: external side of plasma membrane. The coding region runs from base 12 to 1058 and encodes 348 amino acids. NCBI's taxonomy places the organism in Eukaryota, Metazoa, Chordata, Actinopteri, Salmoniformes, Salmonidae. The transcript is spliced from 9 exons. Gene Ontology annotation, biological process: cytokine-mediated signaling pathway.
CACAUUUUGACAUGAAGAUGGUUGGAAGCUGGCUGUUUCUCCUCGUCUCUCUCCAAGGAUAUGAGGCUCCCUCCACCCCCAAUGUGAACUGCCUGAUCAUUAACCUGGAUUAUGUCAACUGCACCUGGAGUGAACAGGGGAGUCCAGAGGUCAACUACACCUUCUUCCACAAAAGGUUCAUCAAAGGUAAGAUGGAGGAGUGCACAACAUAUCUCCAGGAGGAGAGUUAUGCUGUGGGAUGUAGACUGUCCUAUGACAAGUCUGACAGGUUUAGAACACUGACAACCAAACUGGUCCAUCAGAACAACAGUUAUGUGCAGGACCAUAACCUGAAAAGCAUGGUGAAGCUUUACCCUCCUGUCAACCUGUCAGUUGAGAUGAACAAAGACCCAGAGCUGAAUCUGUACUGGAACAACAGCAAGAACACCUUAUGCAUUGAGAGUGAAGUUCGCUACAGAAUAAACGGUGACAAGUGGAAGACAUCUACUCCAAGCAAGGAACAGAAGUAUGCUGUGGCUUUCCCGUUAAAGAGCAGUCGGUAUGAGUUUCAAGUGAGAGCACGAGUCAACGACAUGUGUGGCGAGUCCAAGUUCUGGAGUGAAUGGAGUCAGCCUAUUCAAUGGGAUUCCAGGAAGGGAAAUAACAUCACAGAAAUAUCUGGCAGCUCAAUGUCUGUGUGGAAGCCAGUAUUGUCAUUAGUGGGUACCAUGACACUCUUCAUAUUGGCCUGCAUGCUGGUCUACAGGGAAAGAGAACGACUGAGAUUCAUCCUCAUUCCCAUUGUGCCUAAUCCAGGAAAGAACCUGAAGGACCUUCUUGACAAGGACACUGUAGAGGACUGGCUUCACAUCUCCGAAGGUGUUUGCUUCCAGUCUAACUUCACUGAGCUUGCCUGUCCUGUUCGUGAGUACAGUCUGGUUCCCCAAACUGGCAGCGUCAGUGAAACUGAGAGCAACUUCUCCAUCCUAACAGACCAGUCAGAUCUCCUGUCCACGUGCUCCUCCUCAGCUUCCACUUUUCCUGUCACAAGUGAAAAUGAACAAGCUGGUAUUGAAUGAUAGUUCCAAAGGUCUAAUAAUGCUUCAUAAUUUGUUUUACAAUACAAAACAUCCACAUAUAAACUACAACAUACAGACACACACAAAUAUCCACAACAUCACCCCUGCCCAGACAACACCUGUUCACACCCCCACCUCCAGCAUCACUCUCUGCCACAUGGCCUCAAACUGCACCAUUUUGUUUCUCUCCAUCACCCAGGCACUUUCAACAUUCAGUUAAAGAAUUGGACCUUUCCAUUGUGUAAACGAUGGAGGAUUAGUUCAUUUCCAGUUUAAGCACAGGUUUUUUGAAGAUGAUUGACAAGAAAAGUAUUGUCCAGCCCAUCUGGUAUCUCAUUGCACUCUCAUACGCCAUGUCUGGAAAUAUGCAGAGGGAUUAAAAGUACAUUUACAUUGUCACACUUCUGACAGCCAACAUUCUAACUCUGCACAUAAUUUUUGUGCUGCAGAUUAUAUACAUUAGUUUAUACUGGAUUAAGCAUACAUUUAUCUUAACAGUAAUUUCAUUAGUUUGUUCCAACAUUCCCUCCAUCUUGUGCCAAUGUCAGUUAUUUUUAAGUCUUGGUUCCAAUAGUUUCUAUUUUUUGUUGUUGCUCUAUAGCGCAUGUCAAACUCAUUCAACGGAGGGCUGAGUGUCUGCGGGUUUUUGCUCCUCCCUUGGUCACUGAUUAGUAAGGAACUCCCCUCCCCUGGUUGUCUAGGUCUUAAUUGAAAAAAAACUAGCCAUCACAAGGCCCUCAGUGGAAUGAGUUUGACACCCCUGCUCUACAGCCUAUACAUUAUUAUCUACAUUAUUUUAGCUGCUUUAGUGAUGGGCACAGGGUGAAAAUGACAAUCUCUUGUAAUGUUUAAAUUAUAGGCUAUUGUAUCUUGUGGAAUUGAGUGGAACAGCUGACUCUUUGAAUAUUAUCAUGCUUGUAAUAGUAUCUUUUUGCAUUUUUGUUAACAAGCAAGUGGCUACUGCUUUAGGCCAGGGUUUCCCAACCUCGGGUCUGCAUGUUUUGUUUUUUGGCCCUAGCACUACACAGCUGAUUCAAACAGCCAACUCAUCAUCAAGAUUUGAUUAUUUAAACCAGCUGUAUAGUUCAAGGACAAAAAACAACACAUGCAGCCAGGGGGGGGCUGGGACCGAGUUUGGAAACCCUGCAGUAGGCAACCCUGUUCCUGGAAUGCCACAGGUACUACAGGAUUUUGUUCCACUACACCAUCAUUAAGUUUGCCGACGACACAACGAUGAGACAGCCUAUUGGGAGGGGGUCAGAGACCUGGCAGUGUGGUGCUACGACAACAACCUCUCCCUCAACGUCAGGAAAAUAAAGGAGCUGAGCAUGCACCCAUUUACACCGACAGGGCUGUAGUGGAGGGGAUCGACAGCUUCAAGUUCCUCUGUGUCCACAUCACUAAGGACCUUUCAUGGUCCCAAUACACCAACACAGUCGUUAAGAGGACAUGUCUUCCCUCUCAGGAGGCUCUAAAAAGGUUUGGCAUGGGCCUCAGAUCCUCAAAGUUAUACAACUGCACCAACGAGAGCAUCUUGACUGGCUGCAUCACCACUUGGUAUAGCUACUGCUUGGCAUCUGACCGUAAGACACUACAGAGCGUAUUGCAUACGGCCAGUACAUCACUGGUGCAGAGCUCCCUGCCAUCCAGGACCUCUAUACCAGGCGGUGUCAGAGGAAGGCCCAGCCACCCAAGUCAUAGACUAUUCUCUCUGCUACCUCACGGCAAGUGGUACCGGAGUGCCAAGUCUGGGACAAAAAUGUUCCUGCACAGCUUCUACCCCCAAGCCAUAAGACCUCUGUUUAUUAUAUAUCAUGAUUACCUAGUCACUUUUACCCCUAACCUACAUGUAUAUAUUACCUCAAUUACUUCAACUACCUCGUACCAACUAACUCUGCAUUGUUGGGAAAGGGCUCGUAAGUCUGCAUUUCACGGUAAGGUCUACUAUACCUGUUGUAAUUCAGCACAUUGUGACAAAUAACAUGCGAUUUGAUUUAGACCCUCUUGAAUAUCAACAGGGACAACUCCGGUAUAAUUUUUUUGUUCUCAAAGUUGCCAGAAUGUCAUGUGCAUCACACUUAGAUCAGUACACUCGUAACAACCUAAGGCAUUACAAAACUUCUAUUAUAUAAAAUAAACCUCACAUAUCAAAAUAGCAGUGCAUGGAGGUGAGGAGCUGUCAUUCUGAAGUUUAGGGGCGAUGAGUCCGAUAAGGUUGACGGCUGUGAUAAAAGAGUUGAUGGGGAAGUUGUCAAUGCUAAAGUGUUAAGAGAUGGGAGCUUGUUGGUGUUCAUGUUGGCGCAGAGGGAAAAAGCUCAGAGUUAAGCAAAUAGGGAAGUGUAAAGUGGUGUGGAGCAGCUGGACUGAUCAAGCAGUGGAUUAAAGGGAUGAUAACAGGAGAGGUGUGGAGCAGCUGGACUGAUCAAGCAGUGGAUUAAAGGGGUGAUAACAGGAGAGGUGUGGAGCAGCUGGACUGAUCAAGCAGUGGAUUAAAGGGGUGAUAACAGGAGAGGUGUGGAGCAGCUGGACUGAUCAAGCAGUGGAUUAAAGGGGUGAUAACAGGAGAGGUGUGGAGCAGCUGGACUGAUCAAGCAGUGGAUUAAAGGGGUGAUAACAGGAGAGGUGUGGAGCAGCUGGACUGAUCAAGCAGUGGAUUAAAGGGGUGAUAACAGGAGAGGUGUGGAGCAGCUGGACUGAUCAAGCAGUGUAUUAAAGGGGUGAUAACAGGAGAGGUGUGGAGCAGCUGGACUGAUCAAGCAGUGGAUUAAAGGGGUGAUAACAGGAGAGGUGUGGAGCAGCUGGACUGAUCAAGCAGUGGAUUAAAGGGGUGAUAACAGGAGAGGUGUGGAGCAGCUGGACUGAUCAAGCAGUGGAUUAAAGGGGUGAUAACAGGAGAGGUGUGGAGCAGCUGGACUGAUCAAGCAGGGAAGCAGUGGAUUAAAUGGGUGAUAACAGGAGGGCAUGUCGGUGUUGUCACUGAAGAGGAGAGCAACAACUUGAGAGGAGGAGUUCUAGUGAAUGUUCAAAGAUUUCCAGCAACUAGGGAUGGGGAUAGGGGUGGAGUUAGGGGUGGAGUU